Haemonchus placei is the source of this 411-nucleotide messenger RNA. NCBI's taxonomy places the organism in Eukaryota, Metazoa, Nematoda, Chromadorea, Rhabditida, Trichostrongylidae. The record is from the annotation of a GenBank genome assembly.
AUGGCAUUCACUUUUGCUGCCCUCGCAUAUCUCAUCGCACUGAUCGCCGUCGCCUUUUGUAUCUUCUUCGCCAUAUACACGGUGAUCUGUAUUGAUGAGCUGAAAACAGACUAUAAGAAUCCGAUAGAGCAAUGCCGGAACCUAAACCAGCUUAUUCUGCCUGAAUAUGUCAUUCACAUCACCUACACAAUCCUAUUUCUUCUCAGCUGGCAGAUGUUUAGCAUACUGAUGAAUCUCCCCUUAGCUUUCUAUCACAUUGCCACGUAUAUGCGUCGUCCGGUGAUGUCAGGUCCAGGAAUCUAUGACCCUACUACGAUCUUGCACAGUAGCCACUUGAGCGCUGCUCUACGCGCCAGCUGGGCUAAGCUCGCAUUCUACCUCCUAUCAUUUUUCUACUACUUGUAUGCGUAA